Nanorana parkeri is the source of this 1142-nucleotide messenger RNA. It is a transcript of the gene RPP40, whose product is annotated as ribonuclease P/MRP subunit p40. The transcript is spliced from 8 exons. Gene Ontology annotation, cellular component: multimeric ribonuclease P complex; ribonuclease MRP complex. The record is from RefSeq and is a predicted model, not a curated record. Gene Ontology annotation, molecular function: ribonuclease MRP activity; ribonuclease P activity. The coding region runs from base 44 to 1129 and encodes 361 amino acids. Lineage: Eukaryota; Metazoa; Chordata; Amphibia; Anura; Dicroglossidae. Gene Ontology annotation, biological process: tRNA 5'-leader removal; endonucleolytic cleavage in ITS1 to separate SSU-rRNA from 5.8S rRNA and LSU-rRNA from tricistronic rRNA transcript (SSU-rRNA, 5.8S rRNA, LSU-rRNA); tRNA 3'-end processing.
CUGGAUAGAGACAGGAACGUUUGUUACUCAAGAGGGCUUUGCAAUGCUGCCUGCACUGCAGAAGUGUCCCCGGCACUUGCUGGUGUGUGAGAAGUCCAGUUUCCUGCUGGAGAAGUCCCGGCAUGCCACCCACGUGGAGACACAUUACUAUAACUACGCUGUUUCUUUUCUGUUACCAGAAUGUGGCCAGUUACCAGGAAAACUAAAGAAUACGAUUGAUGGUUUUGGCAAUUAUUAUCUUGUAAAGGACUUAUCUCUACAUGAGUUUAUAACACCAGAGUUUAGAGAUACGUUUUUAAAAAAAGGUUUGUUUUAUGCCCUUUCAUACAACACAAGAAUUGAUCAGGAUAAUGUUGCAGCUCUGCUGCCAACAGGAAAGCUUAUUAUAUCAGCAGAUAAAGACACGUAUGAAGAGUUAGGUCUGCAGGGCAAGCCAUCUUUGUAUUCUGGAAAAAAAACAAUGAGAUAUAUUGUUAAUAUAGAUCUGACAGAGGAGGCUCUCUCCCUGGAUGGCAAAAAACACCAGCGUGUGAGAUGGGCCUUUACUGAGAAGAAGCCUCUGAAGUUUGAUUUCCUUCUAGCAUGGGAUAACGCAGGUUCAGAAGCACCUACUAUAAAGACUUAUUUUUCAAAAUACAUUGUCAAGGAGUGCCCAUUUAAGAUCAGUUCUGUUGUUUCAAAGGAUGUUCCUUGUCCUGUAUUGAAAAGCAGAGAACUACAUGCAAAAGCGGGUGAAUCCUGUAGUGCUGUGGAGAUGUUCGAUUGGCUGGGUGCUGUAAGCAGUAACAUUGACUGCAACAAUCGGGCAUCCAGUUUCAUAUCAAGCUGUUGUUGUCCAGAUCCAAAUAUCUUGGUAGAAAGAGCUUAUGUAUGCACUAUUACUGGGUUCCUAACACCAGCAAAAAUAAUGCAGUUGUUACAGCAGCUUCGGGAAUAUUUUGAUGAACCAAAGUUGAGCCAGUGGGCAUCCCUCAUGGUGCAUGGAUUUGCAGACAGUCCAGUAUCCUGGAGGGAAAGUGAACAUGGGUUUUAUAAAGGUGGUGAAAAUUUGUACAGCUUUGUCAUCUUCAACAAUGAAGACUACUGGCUACACAUGGCUGUUGGGGCACAUGAUGGGUGCCCACCAUAAUCAUCACUUGUGG